AUGACAGUGAAAGAAUUGAGAAAACUUGUGGAAUUGGCAACUGGAAUUCCGUACGACCUACAGAGGCUAACCUACUUGGAUGAAGCGGAGUUAGUGGACAGUACCACCCUGAGAGAGAAUGAAAUCGUUCCUGGUGGAACUCUUAACCUUUCAGUUUGGUACAUAUGGCUAGAAUUGGUAGAAAGAGCUAUCAUGGGUGACAUACCAAAUCUUCUGAAACUUGGGGUUUCUCCUAUCAUUCCUUUCUCUUCGCCUAUAACUGAAUAUAUGGAUGAGAAGACAAAGUUGGCCUGGACAAGAAAAAAAGCCUUUGUGGUUCUGUGUAUUGCUGCUAAUCGAGAAAACUUACUUCUUUGCCAAGAGAUGAUGCCAUGUAUAGAGAAAGUGAACAUGAGAACACCAAUUGGACGAACAGCCCUCCACAUUGCAGCUAGUCAGGGAAGGUGUGAAAUGCUUAAACUGCUGCUUGAGAAUGGAGCAAAAUUGAAUCUUACAGAUAUUGAUGGCUUCAAACCACUUGACAUAGCCAUUUUGUUUGGUCGCCAAGAAGCCGAACGUUUACUUUUCAUGGUGAACUGGAAAAUGAAGAUGGAACGAGCACAGGCUGCUACAAAGAAGAGAGAAUUGCUCAGUUCUUCGAAAAAAGAAGAGUCAGUUACUGAUGACAUUUUACCAGAGUUAACAUCAGAAACUCAGCUUACUGCUCCUGAGAUAGACAAAGCAAAAGUCAUGAAAGAUGAGCUUCAGAUACAAACUGUGCCUAAAACUCCUGUUAUUACAGCCAAGGAAGUUACUACCUCUGCACCAAAUGAAACUGUUGGAAAAAAAGAAGAAGAGAUAAAAGCCAUAGCCAAAAGUAAAUCUAAGGUAGAUAACGUGUCAGCAUUGGGAGCUGAGAACCAUCCACCUGAUGGUUACAACAAAGACCCUGAUUCUUUCCGUCGAUAUUUAGUAUCACUUAAGAGACAAUUCUCCUACUUUUCUUGGGUGAUGGUCGUAGGCAUUAAUCAACCCAAAACUACUUCUUUCUCUUCUUAG
Molecule: messenger RNA, 1038 nt
Organism: Acanthosepion pharaonis
Lineage: Eukaryota; Metazoa; Mollusca; Cephalopoda; Sepiida; Sepiidae
Source: the annotation of a GenBank genome assembly